Messenger RNA from Tetranychus urticae (two-spotted spider mite), 752 nucleotides. RefSeq names its product crustacyanin-A2 subunit-like. Gene Ontology annotation, biological process: lipid metabolic process; response to reactive oxygen species. NCBI's taxonomy places the organism in Eukaryota, Metazoa, Arthropoda, Arachnida, Trombidiformes, Tetranychidae. Gene Ontology annotation, cellular component: cytoplasm. The record is from RefSeq and is a predicted model, not a curated record.
AAAAAGUGAUGACGUUAAACACAUAAGCAUCAGUUGAUUAAUAAGUUUCAUCAAAAAACAUUUAAUUUCUUCUCUUGUACAAAAACUAUGAAAAUGAUCGCCACUCUCUUCUUUGUCUUUGCUGUUGCUUCUUCAGCUCUUGGUCAAUGUCCAAUUUCUCCCACUACACCUGGUUCUGAUAUUGGCAAAAUUGCCGGUCGAUGGUACGCAAUUGCUGCACCAACUAUUGAUCGUUUCCAAGAAACUGUAACAUGUGUUACCGAAGAUUUCAUUUUUCGAGAGGAUGGAAACUUCGAUUAUACAGUUCUCGGAACUUCACUUGAUGGCUCAAAGACUAGGCUACAUUGGUUAGCUGAACGUACUGAAAGUCAAAACGCAUUCAAUCUCACCGAUCGGUCCAAGUCUUACCAAGUAACCUACAAUAUAGUCGAUACUGAUUACGAUAACUAUCUAGCUAUUUACAGUUGUUUUUACCUUCCUGGUUACACAACCAUUCAAACCGGUAUGAUUUUAUCUAGGACUAACACCAUGAAUGCUGACAAGUAUGCCGAACUGACCGAUUUGUUGGUUAAUGAAAUUGGCGUUGCAAGCAAUACUUUUGGACCCAUAGUCCAAAAAGACUGUAAAUACUGGCCAGUCUCCAGUCAUGAUUUUCAAACUUGAACAAAAUUGAGUUCUCACUGUAAUGUCUGUAAUAAAUUUGAACAAAAAAAUUACAUAAUUAAAUACACAGAUAUUGCAUAGUCAAAGUA